Messenger RNA from Porites evermanni, 13185 nucleotides. NCBI's taxonomy places the organism in Eukaryota, Metazoa, Cnidaria, Anthozoa, Scleractinia, Poritidae. The record is from the annotation of a GenBank genome assembly.
AUACUUGUUCAUACUUGUUAUUGUUUUUUUUUUUCAGAAAAUCAAGGCAUAAAUGAUCGUAACCUUUUUGAGGGAGACAUGAUUCUUACACCAGAACAGCGUUACAGAGCAGAGCAUGGGAAGCCUGUGUUUGGCUCAAACCGGCGCAAAAGAGGUGCAAGCACUUUCGCCCUGUGGCCACUUGGGGUACUUGUGUAUGAAAUCGAUCAAUCUCUUGGUGAGUUCUCGGUGAAACUAAGGCAAAUCUUAGCUAUUAUUUUAAGAUGAAGGUUAAUCAAUCUUGGCCUUUGCGCUACUUCAUAUAAGUCAUUGCACUAAGUCACUUUAAAAGUCUCCGUUAUACAGUAACAAACCCGCCACGUUAUUACAGCCAACCCGUUAUGACAAACUUUUCUGCACGAACAUAAUUACAGUCAUUUUCUUACAACUGAAAUAAUUUUUUAGACCUCCUCAAAGUGACCAGUCAGAUUACUUAAAUCGUGAGACCGGUUUGCAAGUAAGCGAAGCAAUCAAUCUGAUAAGCAGAUACUGUUUGUUUUCGAAAGACGCUAAAGUUGCAUGCUAAAUGAGCGUUCAAAAUGAAUGAUCGAUAUAUCGUUAACCGUAAGAUUGACUGUCAGAAAUAGAUUAUGCUUGUCAGUAUAAAGCCCUAGUGAGUAUACCUGUAAUAUAACGAACAUUUUGCAACGUUACAUCCGUUAGAAAACACGCCUUUAAUACCAUCAGGAAUCAGAAGCAACCACACCGUGACGACGACGUCGGAAUUAAAGCGCGAUAUAUUUGAUGAGCAAAAUAGCACCUCGGCUCGCGCAUUGCACAUUAGUUUGUGAUCACUCCACAGCUAUGACGUGGUGGAACUUUACAAAGUGACGUUUUUAUAGAGGACGUUAAAAUCGAUGUUCUUCUAUUUCUAAAAUUUGAUGUGUUCCCAAAUUAUCAACUCUUCAUGAAAAUUCGCCAGCAUUUGACCAGUUAGAGCCUGUUGAAAUAAUCUCGAUAAAAUUAACGUUUCGAUGCUUUCGCUUUCGCGGUUGCUUGGACUCCCUGGAAUUCCCUAGCCCAGGGGGGUUAGUCUAUGGAGGCUCUGGGUGGGCCUAAAUGACAACUGAUCCACUAUUUAACCACUGAACUGAUUUUCAGCUGGAAAUCCCACUGCAAUGGACGCUAUAAACGCAGGAAUGGAUGAAUGGACCUCAAAAACUUGCAUACGCUUUAAAAAGAGGACGAACGAGCCAUCCUACGUCGUAUUCCAGGAUGGUAGCGGGUAAGAACUCUUGAAAAUGAUCACUUGCAUUCGAAAAACAUUUGAUUCAGUAGCAGAUCCAGGGGAGGGACCCGGCGGCCCCGCCCUUAUUUUGAGUCCAAACCGAUAUGCGAUAUUUCGGCCUUCCUUGGCUAAAAUUGACUCUAAAAUCUAUGAUUUUAAAGCUUGUUAUUUAACCGCCAUGACCGCCAUUACUGUCUUGCAAUACUUUUAACCAGCGGUCUUUAUUUGACCACAAGGGUAUAUUUCACAACUCAAUGUGCCCCGCCUUUUGGCCUUCAAUAUUAUGUGCCUGGUACCAGCGGUUAAAUUUCUCCUGCCCGCCUAUUAACAGGGAAAAGAAGCAUCUGCUAGCAGGGAAAUUUCAUGGCAGACUAAAUAUUAAUUACUCAAACUGAAAUUCUAACAUUCUCCAAAAAGCUAGACAAACAGGGCGCAGGAUGGCAAGAUGUUGUAUCAACCGUACAUAUACAACACAACACAGGAAUUCUUUUGUUCACUGACACUAGGCCGACUAAAUCCCUAGCGAAGUACUUUCCCGGUUAACAUCUAUGUAAUAGGAAACCGUUAUAGAUUAAGGUUGUCAUGAUGUGGAAGAUAUUGAUCAGAGUCUAAUAUGAAACAAUCACAGCACUCUGUCUAAACGAUAAAACCAAGGGUUUCCAACAGGUUUUUCAGAAUCGGGAUUUGCUUUUAAUUAGGACUUUCUUCACAGAGAAUGCUUUAACUACACGCAGUAUACUAUGAAAAGGGAACCGCAUUCCGGAAUCGGAGAAAUUUUUGCAUGAGGAAUCGAGAAUCCUGGACUUUGGAAUCCGGAAUACAGCAUAAGGAAUCCGGAAUCUAAAUUCCACUGAAAAAGAUCUGGAAUCCAGUGCCUUGAAUCCGGAAUCCACGGCGUGGAAUCCAGAAUCCAAGACUGUUUUGGAUUCCCUUACGUGGGGCAAUUUUUCCCUCUUUCUAGGUGCUCUUCGAAUAUUGGAAGGACUAGGCGUCAACCGCAACAAAUCAAUCUUGCGAGGGGAUGCCGUACCAGAGGGAUUGUUGCUCACGAAAUAGGUAAAUCGAGAUAUAUUCAUAUCAUUUAAUAAGUGACAUUAAUUUAAAAGGACGUUUCCACCAAAGCAAUUUCUUUUAUCGUUUGUUGCUUCUAAGGAACCUACAUUAGAAGAGAGAUGAGAGUCAGUUGAUUUGGUUAGGGCAAGAAUUUUUUUCUUAGUGAUCAUCAGAUUUACCCCAAAUUUCUUUAUGUUCUUAAAAGUCUAUUAUAGAAACCCCAUUCUCCCUUUAACUCUUUGCAAGAAAUUUGUUUCGUCUGAUCUGUCAAGGAGUUCUCUAAAGAAUUUGCUCGAAAACGAUUAAAGUUCAAGUUGUGUUUAAUGUAAAGACUUGUGGAGUUUUCGUUCGUUCUCUAAGUUGAAUCAUAGCAGUACCCCUAUCCAGCCGGAGCUGUUCUGAUAUGUCCGCUGAUAUGGUACCAUACGAUGAUUUUUUAUUUUUUCACUUUGUAGGACAUGCCCUCGGUUUCUUCCACGAACAGUCUCGUGCUGAUAGAGACUCUUUUGUUAGGAUAUUGACACAAAACAUAAGACCAGGUAACAAUGUAAAUGUCAUACCGUCAUUUUUUAUCGUUUUUUAAUGGUAUAAACUCUAAAUAUGGCAAUGCCGAUUAUUCCUAGCAACCCCAUGGACCAGGCAACCCUAAAUUUCUUGGUACCCAGACCAACUAAAUCAUUUACACAGUAAAAAUUAAAGGUGCCGUGCCCAAAACGUUUUUCGUUUCGUACACAGGUAUGAUUGGGCACUACGAACUAUCACAUACCCCAGCCGGGAUACUCCCUAAAAUGGCCGUAAAGGGAAGCUCCGCCUUUUUCAGGCUUCAGUUAUAUGAAAGGGUAGGGAUUUCUCUCGUUGAAUUAUAUGAAAGAGCUAUCUAGCAGAUGCAUUUUAUAGCUGAUAAAAAGUGUAGAAAACACUCUGGUUUUGUGAGUUACAGUCAACUCUCUCUUAACGCUUUGCAUUGUACUCUUGUACUCCACGGAAGUUACAUACAGUGGAACCUCGAUAAAACGAACCUCAACGUAACGAAGGCCUCGGUAUAACGAACGAUUUUCUUUACCCCCCAACUGAAUAGUAAAAUGCAUGAAAAAGAAUCUCGAUAUAACGAAACCUCGUUAUAGCAAAAACACUUUGGCAUUCCCUUGACUCUUCGUUAUAUGGAGGUUCCACUGCACUUGUUUUUUUUUUGUCACAUUUUUACAGGUUUCGAAAACAAUUUUCUCAAGUACGACAAUGGUUUUAUUAAUUCCCUUGCGAGUCCCUACGAUUAUGGAAGCGUGAUGCACUACGGAGACAAAUUUUUUACUAAAAAUGGUCAGCCCACGAUUGAAGUUCUAACGCCUGGGGUAUGUUGCUACUAGGGCUACCAGUUUAGUGCUCAAGAACAGGUGUAUUAAUAAUUUUAUUUUUCUGCAAAAGACCCUUAGUUUAAAAUACCUGCCGUCUUUGCACGCGCUGGCUGAUGUGAUAAUAGCAAGUCAGGUGGUUUUCAUCAGGGGAGCAAACAAAUGAAAAAGAUUGCCUUUGCAAAAAAUCGCGGUCGAGUCUGCUUAUUCUAGACAACAGAAAAUAAAGAAGUUUUCAUCUAAAAGACGAUAAUGGCAAAUAUUAUUAUUGAUGGAAGUGGUCAUUGUUACUUUUUGGGAUACAGUGGCGAUCGACUGUAGAUGUCCUCAUUGCAAACGUACAAUAAUGACGUAAAACUUGUUGAAACUCGAACUGUACGCUUCGCAUGACUAUUAAAUCCUGGUCUAGAUUUGAUAGAAUAAACAAACACGACCGCAAUUACUCGUGUUGGUAAAGAUUUUAUCACUAGCUUGCCCCCUGAAAUACUACUUGACACUGGCAAAGAUGGCGGGUAUCGUAAAAAAGGUCUCUUCAUUUUAUUGCGGGCGACAAGAGGAGCCCUCAAUCCCAAUCUCCAGGGCCCGGUUGCAUAAAACGCCCGUAACAACUACGGGUAUACGUACGUGCACUCGCAACUUAAGUGAGUUGCAUUAAAUCACUUAAGUGGUCCACUUAGGGAAUUCAAUUAAGUGGUUGUACUUACGAUUUUCGUAAGUGUUCACUGAAGUGUCGGUUAUGCAACAGAAAUUGUGGGUGUUGCAUAAAACGUUUUUUAGGGGAAAAAUAGCACGUAAAUUUACGGGACCUAUGUAGGUCCCGUAUCGUUACUGUUUUUACUAAAGUUAACGAAAUCUUUUUCUGAGAAGUAGAAAAAAAGUAAUUUUUCUUCACGUAAUUCGUUCUAAUGCGCUUUGUUAACCUCUGAUGUACACUUUAAAGCCGACGUUGUGAAAAAAGAAGAAGAAUUAUCAUUUUCAGUAGACAUUGAAGAAAAAUAACGAUUGCAUGCAAAUUUCAAUUUUUUUUAAGGCUUAAAAGUGUUCGAAACGAAUUAAAACUUUCUUUACACUCACCGAUGGUUAGCUUAAAAAAAAAGAGUGAGUCAUUAAUAAAGUACUACAUCAAAGUUACGUGUGCCUUUAAGUGAACCCGUAAUUUACCACGUACAAGAGUAACUUACGAGAGUGCUAAGUGCGUUUCAUGCAACACCCGCAAGUGUACCCAUAACGGAUUCGUAAGUGACCUACUUGAGUGGGCACUUAAGUGUAGCUUUUAUGCAACCGGGCCCAGGUUGUUAUUACGAAUGCGUCGCAUGUUUGUAGCCAACAUUUGUUUGGACUUCCACUAAGAAUGCAUGGAAUGUGCAGAAUGCAAUUUGAUCACGCGCCUUUGAACCUUCUAUCACUCGUAAUCUGGUCUCGCGUGUUUUGAUUAUUUGUCACGUGAAGCUUACGCAAGGCACAGUGCUAUAGCAAAAGCGUUUAGACUUUCGAUCUGUGUCGCCCGCACUCCGUAACCUUUGGUUAUUACUAGUUAAUAUUUUAUUACUGAGGUACGUGAAGGGGUGAGAUCACUAUUGACACAGAAGGGCAUCUGUGGGACAUUUUUGACUCAGAAGAUCAAUUAGGGUUUAUGCGAAGCUGCCCACCUACCCCUCCCCUAAGCCAAAAUUUUCCCUUAAGUGAGAAUUAAGUGUUAAUGUUGGUUUAGGGGAUGGGUAGGUGGCACGUUUACCAGAAACCUCAGUUAAAUGGGUCUGAUUUGACCCCAAUAUGAAAUACAAGAUCUGGUCUUCAUGAAAAGGAAUUGAAAAGGCUGUAGUCGUUAAGAAGUUAAUUCCAUACCUUACUUUACUUUUUUCUUUUAGGCUAAAAUUGGCCAAAGAAAUGGCCUAAGUCCAAUUGAUGCGCAACAAGCAAACCUGCUCUACCAGGCAUUGUGCGACGGUAAGCUCUACAAACAAGCCAACGGCAAUUUAGUUCCCUGCAUUCAAAGUUACCUAUUAAUCGCAUGCAUUUGGAAAGUUGUAGUCAGCAGUUGUCUUCAUGAUCAGUAGUUGACGUAGUAGUAUUAGUAUUGGCCCUCCAUAUAAACAAUAUAUAGCGAGGGUCCUGGCUUAAGUAGUUUAGAGGAAAAAAAGGGCGACUCAAUUAACAGUAAUUCAACUUUAUUUUGAGUUAAACUUAAUUUUUAUUUAGAAAUUGGAAAGUCUUAGAACCCUUGUGGAAAGCAAACUUUAAAACGAAUACGAUAAUUUAUAUGAAGACAGAUCGAGUUAGUUCAAAAUUACAAAAAUGUGCUGUUAAAAAAAAAAAUUAAUUACUUCUAAACUGAUUUCUUUUCAGCGCGGCCUAAAACUGCAGGUAUGUUAUAAAAAUUUAAACACCUUAUUUCUAAAACAUGAUUAAACAACACACCGUUUGGCAACACACGCUACUCCCCCUCUUUCCCCCACACCCAUCCUUGCCAAAGCAAGUCCCAUUCUGGCUAAGGCGAGAAAGAUCUGCGCAAGCACGAGGUAUAUAUGACCUUCUAUUGAGCAUUGUUGAGGUCUGCGGUCUUAAAGGAAAGAAAAGUUCUAUCAUCUUUUCCCUCCAGUGCCUGAGAUGAUUUUAGCAGGAAAUUCAUUAGAACUAUUCUCCUUUCCCUCUUGCCAGUUGAGCAAUCCAUUAUUUUUUGUAAAACGAAAGCGUACCUUAUGACCAUUGCAGUGGUUUGAGCGAGGUGAAAACUAAAAUGCCUUUUUUUGCAUCCCAUAAGCCCAAAAAUCAAACUAAGAAAAAAAGGAGAAGAUGAUUAUAGGAAAGAGAAAGAAGAAACGUUUUUUUCCAAAAUCUAGCUACAUAUUCAGUUUUAACUUAUAAAUUUUACACGAAUAUUCAUGAACAAGUGGUGAAUACGAUGCAGCUCGGUCGCAAAUACAUCCACCCAUCCAUCUAUUUUUAUAAAGGCUACAAAUCAAAGUAAAAACCGUUUUAUUAAUUUUAAUCUUGCAGUGCCAAGCACAGCUCCUCCUCCUCCUCCUACAACUGGUGAGUGAGUUUUCCAAGGAAGACCCCAACCCUCCAACCUCAUUCUACGAGAUAAUCAAAACUGGUUUUCAGACAAGGAGCAUCCGUUUAUUGAUAAACCAAUGGUCAUAAAUGUGCCAGCUGUACCAAGCGCACUGCUAUUAAGCCUAUGUUAGAAUAUUAUAUCCCAGCAACAAGCAGCACAUUCAAGCAAGAUCUCCCUUAAUUCAUUACGUUCUCGAGUACGCUGCCAACACAAAAUCGAGAAGUGAAAGGGAAGCUUUGAUAAAAGGCCACAGUUGUAAUUGUAAAAUACAUGACUCACAUUCUUUUGCGAUCGAUCAAUUGCUAGAUUUGAACGAGUGCCUCUCUUCAUCCUGUGACGCCAAUGCCGUUUGUCAGAAUACCAUUGGUUCCUUUACUUGCACGUGUAUUGCUGGAUAUACUGGAAAUGGAUUAUCUUGCACAGGUAAGAUAAAUUUACACAAAUUUAGUUCUUUCCUAAAUAAGACUAGUACAAAAUAAACCAGAAGCUAAAAUGGGUACUGUCAUAAAUGCGCCCGCUGUAUCAAGCUCACUGCUAUUAAGCCUGUGUUAGAAUAUUAUAUCCCAGCAACAAGCAGCACAUUCAAGCAAGAUCUCUCUUAAUUCAUUACGUUCUCGAGUACGCUGCCAACACAAAAUCGAGAAGUGAAAGGAAAGCUUUGAUAAAAGGCCACAGUAAUGUAAUUGUAAAAUACAUGACUCAUAUUCUUUUGCCAUCGCUCAAUUACUAGAUUUGAACGAGUGCCUCUCUUCACCCUGUGACGCCAAUGCCGUUUGUCAGAAUACCAUUGGUUCCUUUACUUGCACGUGUAUUGCUGGAUAUACUGGAAAUGGACUAUCUUGCACAGGUAAGAUAAAUUUACACCAAGUUAGUUCUUUCCUAAAUAAGACUAGUACAAAAUAAACCAGAAGCUAAAAUGGGUACCAUCGUGGUGUCUUGAGGGUCAGGUAGAACAUUCCUCUAUACUUCGAAUCGCUUAUGUCGUUUUGCCACUGAAAUCACAUAAACUAUUAAAUUUGAUUAUUCCAUUGAAGAUAAAUUGAGCUUUUUGUGCUAACAAAUAGUGCUCCAUUAAAUCGCACACACAUUCAUCCGAGUACUUGUGCUUGCAUAGGCAAUCGCGGAUGUUUGACGUCCACUGACUAUAUCCCGGUUGUCUUGACAUAACAAUAUCUGGUAAAAGGUUAAGUUUGAACAAGUCGAAAUCAUUUUGAAUUCUUGGUUUUAGCUAACCCAAAGCUCUGUAAAUAACCCUUGAACGUUAACAAGCAAUUCUUACCAUAAUAAGUUAAGCGAUCUGUUUUAAAAAACCUUCUUCUGUUUAAAGUAUUUUGCCAGUAAGCAGACAUCCGCCAGUGCACGAGAUUAUUUUAGCAGGAAAUGCAUUAGAACUAUUCUCCUUUCCCUCUGGCCAGUUGAGCAAUCCAUUAUUUUUUGUUAAACGAAAACGUACUUAAUGAUGAUCGGAGCAUGCAGUUUGAGCGAGGUGAAAACUAAAAUGCCUUUCUUGCAUCCCAUAAGCCCAAAGACUAAACUACAAAAAACGAAAAGAGUAACUUAUGGGAAAGAGAAAGAACUAACGUUUUUCAAAAUCCAGCUGCAUAAUAAUUCAGUUUUAACUUAUAAAUUUUACACGAAUAUUCAUGAACAAGUGGUGAAUUCGAUGCAGCUCGGUCGCAAAUGCAUCCACCCAUCCACCUAUUUUUAAAAAGACUACAAAGCAAAGUAAAACUGUUUUAUUAAUUUUAAUCUUGCAGUACCAAGCACAGCUCCUCCUCCUCCUCCUCCUACAACUGGUAAGUGAGUUUUCCAAGAAAGACCCCAACCCUCCAACCUCAUUCUACGAGAUAAUCAAAACUGGUUUUCCGACUGGGAGCAUCCGUUUAUUGAUAAACCAAUGGUCAUAAAUGUGCCAGCUGUACCAAGCACACUGCUAUUAAGCCUAUGUUAGAAUAUUAUAUCCCAGCAACAAGCAGCACAUUCAAGCAAGAUCUCCCUUAAUUCAUUACGUUCUCGAGUACGCUGCCAACACAAAAUCGAGAAGUGAAAGGGAGGCUUUGAUAACAGGCCACAGUUGUAAUAUAAAAUACAUGACUCACAUUCUUUUACGAUCGAUCAAUUGCUAGAUUUGAACGAGUGCCUCUCUUCACCCUGUGACGCCAGCUCAACAAAGUAUGGGAUCGAGGCUCCGAGGUCCAGCCUCUUACCCUUUUAUUUACAUUUUCAUAUCUGCACCUUUCAUCACUAAAACAGGGAGUAUUCUUCUGGGUGUUUUGUCUCCAAUAUUUUUUUUUGUUUGGUCCUUUUCUGAGCAGAUCUUUCCCAGGGGCGGAGGGAAAGAAGGCUGCGGAAGAUUUGUCUUUAACGUUCUUUUUACUCUUUUUUUAGCUAUCUGUCAAGACAAUGCCUCCUCUUGCGCUUGGUUUAGGUUUUUCUGGUGUUCUUUCGCUCCAAGCUCCUGCCGGAGGACCUGCAAUAGAUGUCCUUGAUCUCAUAAAGUCACAGCAAUGAUCGAGACUGACGCCGUUUCAGAGGCUCAUGCUCAUUCUAAGUUUCUACCUAAACAUAGUUUUAAUACUGUCUUAAAAUACACCGUGCUUAAACCACUUUAAUUAAAUUUAACUUGUUAUCGAAUGUUUUUGUCAUCAAGAAAAUUGCAUCUCAAGUUGUGUUGAAAAGGCUAAAGUUACUUUGAGCUCCUGUUAGGUAUUUUGUUGAACUUCAUGUGUUGACAUGCUCAGUACGUAGAAUCAAUUUUGCACAGUGUCGAAGAUCAUUUCUUUUUCAGGAAACUAAGAGUAACCUCGGUAAAAACUGAAAUAAACGGUUUAAUUUUUGAUGAGACUGAUCAAAGUUGCAUUUCUCUUGCUGCCGUUGAGGGGUUGUUCCUGCCAUGCGGGACAUUGUCAUGUGUAUAAUUUCUNGGUUUUUCUGGUGUUCUUUCGCUCCAAGCUCCUGCCGGAGGACCUGCAAUAGAUGUCCUUGAUCUCAUAAAGUCACAGCAAUGAUCGAGACUGACGCCGUUUCAGAGGCUCAUGCUCAUUCUAAGUUUCUACCUAAACAUAGUUUUAAUACUGUCUUAAAAUACACCGUGCUUAAACCACUUUAAUUAAAUUUAACUUGUUAUCGAAUGUUUUUGUCAUCAAGAAAAUUGCAUCUCAAGUUGUGUUGAAAAGGCUGAAGUUACUUUGAGCUCCUGUUAGGUAUUUUGUUGAACUUCAUGUGUUAACAUGCUCAGUACGUAGAAUCAAUUUUGCACAGUGUCGAAGAUCAUUUCUUUUUCAGGAAACUAAGAGUAACCUCGGUAAAAACUGAAAUAAACGGUUUAAUUUUUGAUGAGACUGAUCAAAGUUGCAUUUCUCUUGCUGCCGUUGAGGGGUUGUUCCUGCCAUGCGGGACAUUGUCAUGUGUAUAAUUUCUUAAGACAUGAAAGCGAACAAAGAUGCCACCCUUCUCCCCCUCCCCGUUUUGUUCCACUUUACUCUUCUGAAUGGCGAGGGUACCCUGACCUCUUUUGCUGGGAUUAUCUUCUCGUGUAUCUGAAUUUUCCUAGUUUCAAGCGCUUUAUACGCUUGACUAAAUUAAAUAAACGGCCACACUCCUAUGGCAAAAUUUAUCCCAAAUGGAAACUUUCAUUGAUUAUUUUGUAUCCCAGCAAACAGAAUUCACCCACAGUAUCACUCGGCCAACAUUAAUAUCUGACUUAAUAAUUAUAAUGUAAAGAAACAUGAAGCAUAGAUCUCAUUAAAUACUCCGAGUGGGUAGUCUCCCUCGCACCCGUUUUUUGGAUGUCACGCAACGCGCAAUGCGUGACAUCCAAAAAACGGCUGCGAGGGAGACUACCGAGUGGGGAAGAAUAGACCCUUUUAGCUUGUACGUUUUCAAACCACGUGAUGUUACACCAGAGAACACAGGCGUCCCAAAUUCAAUAUGUGAGCGUAUGUUAAGGAUCAAUAAAUCUGCUAAUAUUACGAAAGGUAGCAUUUCAUAGGUCUAUAGGGGAAAAAUAAAUACUUGCAUCACCUUGCGUACCUGGAAAUGACGAUACGGAGGGAAAGAGAAAGAAGAGAGAAGACAGAAAGGGAGAAAAACCUUAGCUAUGAGGAUCUGGAGUGGGAGAAACUUCUUCAUGAGGAUCUGCUUAAAAAGCAAAGAGUCUGACAUCUGAAAAGAAAUUGCCUUAAAAAGACAAGCCAAAAUUGGUGUCAGCUCACAUUCAGCUGUCAGCAGCUAUACAAAGUGUCUCCAUCAGAAAAGGUCAAGAUGCAAGUAACUCUGAAGCAAACAGCAGCUCAGAAGCAAGCGAAGAGAGUAGUGAGGACUAUGUUGUGCAGGAAGUUGAGAGUGAUUCCUCCGAGGAUGAUGAAUAAAGAUGAUGAUGAUGACAAUGUACCCUCGCAAAACUGGCAUCCAACAGUUGGAAUGACGGUGAUAGCAAUGUACCAUUGCCAAACACAGUUGUUAACUAGUAAUAGUUGGCACAACUGAAACAGCUUCUCCCUCUCUGUAUAUCGUCGGUCAAUAGUGUUCUUAGUCGCUGUGUAGCUCUUUGAAAUAUACCAAUUCAUAAUGAAGACUUUCACACAUAUUCCAUACAAUGGGUGAGAGUAAAAACAGGAAACACAAGGUUACACAUGCACUGUUUCGGUUCGAUUUACACAGCUUUGAUAUGAAAACAUUCCCAGUUUCGAGAAUAGUUUAUUCUAAGCUAUAAGAAAGGAUUUAUUUAGAAGCUGGGAUUUUUCGCUAUUUCUCUUUCACUUCUUAUAUACGGUUCAUUUUAUUUGUCGGAAAGUAAACCUUAGAAAUUAACAGGUUUGAUCAAUUCACGCUCGCGCCUUCUAGCCUUUUUACAAACUUUAUUCCGGGAAGGACGUCUGUGAGUACAGACAGUCUGUGAGUCUGUGAGUAGGGAAUAAGUCAGCACAGAAUUUGGUUGUCGGCCAAUUUCUGUAAUCGUCCAUCGUUCUGCCAGUGAUAAUCUAGCCGUUGAUUCACCUGAUUCACUCGUCUUGCUUGUUUGGGAUUUAGUCUUAUUCCCCCAAAGACAGAGAAGGAGUGUCUGCCUAAUUUUUCCAAUCAAAGAUUUGUGAACUCGUGUCUGGCAAACAAGUGUUUAUAUAAACACAGUUAUCAGCUGCAUCUACGUCGCUGGCUAUCAGUGGCUAUGAAACCUCAUCUAUUUUCUGGUUUGAAUAUUGGACAGUAACACUAUAAUCAGACUAUUGUCCUGCUUGCUAAACUGAAACUAGCCCAAGAUGUAUUUUUACCCAAAGAAGGACAUGAUCAAAUCUUACUAUCAAUAUCACUAUAAUUAGUUUAGGAUAUAUAAUUGCCUUCACACUAUAGGUGUCUUAAGUGUCUUAAAACGUAUAGUUAUUGAGGUGAAGGUGACUCAGCUAGAGGUGCAAAAGACGCAACAUAUACUGGUUUGUCGUUCUUUUCUUGGCGAGAACUGUGUAUAGCAAUUCGCAUAAUCCUGAUGGUAAGGUCUUCUUCUACUUAGUGAAAGAAACACCUACUAGAAAAAGGAAAUGUUAAGAUUCUAAGGGCAGCUUCCCAAAUCUACCAUGACCUAAUUAACCGGAAGCGUCGGAGUUGAACCUGGAAUUCUCAUACUAUCCCCAGUUGUCACUGCUAGAAUGGGGCUGCAACGGUCAAAAAAAGUUCAGAAAGGGAUUGAAAGAUGUGAAAGAUGGAGGAAUUAUUGCUAGAAAAGCAGGCUUAUUGUGGGGACUGAGCGUGAUGAAAUCUACACUGCAGGUCAGACUAAAUAGGAGAGUGACCUUUGACCGUCGGAUUGAGGUCCCAUCCCCAAGCUUUUUUUUUUUUUAAUAAAAAAUGAAGAAAAAAAAUGUUUUGCAGAUUGGCUUAUUGAGCUUGCAAAACGCGGCUUCGGCAUGUCCCCGGAUCAUCAUCAUCAUCAUUAUUAUUGAUUAUUAUAUUUAUAAACGAGGAGUGUUUUGUCAGAUAUCUAUACAUGUUUUGAUUGUAAUGUUUAUCAUCCCCUUCUCCUUCAUAUUUUAAGGUUUCAAAAGUUUAUUACCAUGUUUUCUUUUCUUUCCUUUUUUUUCCUAGCACGUAAUAACUACAGGAUUCUCAAUGAGACUGACCGCAAGAACGAUUACCAAACUCUAAAGAACGUUGUCCGCAAAUGCGAUGGCCGCUUGCGAAGGGGCUGGUACAGGUUUAUGGGUGCGGCAGGUACAAAAAUGCCUUCCCAAGUCGUCCCCAUAUCACGCUGUGGGACAGAUGCAACUGGGUGGCUCAGCGGCAGUCAUCCGACAGUGAAUCAAGGUGCUGUCCGACGCAGAGUGUGUUUUCAUUGGGCUGGACGAGAUAGAAGGCGCAGAAAAUAUGACAGGUCGUGCAUGUGGUCUCGUUAUAUUCGUGUCCUAAACUGUACCACCUUUUUGGUGUACGAACUGAUUCCGAUAAAAAGAUGCCAUUUGCGUUAU